AUGAAGAUUUUGGCGACGCUACUUCUUGUGCAAGUGUACCUCGUAGCAGCAAACCCAUUAUUAAGAAUAGCCGGUGGUAGAGACGCAACGCCGGGUCAGUUCCCAUACCAAGUUGCCAUCCAAUAUGGAAUUCCACCAGUAGUCAAACCUAAGACAACCUGCGGUGGUUCUAUUAUCAACAAGGAAUGGAUCCUUACUUCAGCUACUUGUAUAAUUCUUCUUCCAAGCAAUGUUGGCAAGGUUGAAGUUAAGGCUGGCAAACAUGAAAAUGAAAAAGACAGUGAAUACGUGCAGACUCGCGAGAUUUUAUUGAGACUCGUACACAAAGAGUAUAAAACAAUUAUCAAGCAAAUUCGGUCGUACGACAUCGGUUUACUCAAACUCAAAUCUCCUUUGGUCUUUAACGACCGCGUGCAGCCAAUCAACCUACCCAAAGCCUACACAAAACCGAGCGGUCUUGCGACGCUUACAGGUUGGGGUUGGACAUCUACCGGCUUAAUUCCCAAAAUACCAAAGGUUCUCCAAGUGGCCAAAGUAUCAAUAAUAAGUAGGUCAAAUUGUGAGGACGCUAUCAGAACCAUCCAACCUACCGAGUCUAUCAAUGACUUACAGUUCUGCAGUGGACCACUUGAUAAAUCAAUUUCAGCUUGUGUGGCUGACAGUGGUGAUCCACUAGUACAGAUUAAUAAAUCAAACAACAAAUCAAUUCAAAUUGGUAUAGCAUCUUGGGCUGAUUACCCAUGUGGUGCGACUGGUGCACCAACUGUAUACACUCUAGUGUCGGCCUUCGUCUACUGGAUCAAUGAGAGAAUCAAUGAAAACUCAUAA
Phymastichus coffea is the source of this 828-nucleotide messenger RNA. RefSeq names its product prostasin-like. Gene Ontology annotation, biological process: proteolysis. Bases 1 to 828 code for a protein of 275 amino acids. Gene Ontology annotation, molecular function: serine-type endopeptidase activity. The record is from RefSeq and is a predicted model, not a curated record. NCBI's taxonomy places the organism in Eukaryota, Metazoa, Arthropoda, Insecta, Hymenoptera, Eulophidae. The transcript is spliced from 4 exons.